Gossypium arboreum is the source of this 511-nucleotide messenger RNA. RefSeq names its product 40S ribosomal protein S30. Gene Ontology annotation, biological process: translation. Gene Ontology annotation, molecular function: structural constituent of ribosome. Gene Ontology annotation, cellular component: cytosolic small ribosomal subunit; ribosome. Lineage: Eukaryota; Viridiplantae; Streptophyta; Magnoliopsida; Malvales; Malvaceae. The transcript is spliced from 3 exons. Bases 145 to 333 code for a protein of 62 amino acids. The record is from RefSeq and is a predicted model, not a curated record.
CCGGCCCAAAAUAAUCAACGCUAUAUAAACUUACCAAAACCCUAACCCUAAGCUUUAUUAUACCUGCUCACCGCCAGAGGCGAACCGAAGAGCUAAAAAACCCGCAGUUCAGCAACCGGGGAGCACUCAUUCGACAAGUCCGCCAUGGGUAAGGUUCAUGGAUCUUUAGCUCGUGCCGGUAAGGUGAGAGGUCAAACACCUAAAGUGGCUAAGCAAGACAAGAAGAAGAAGCCCCGUGGCCGCGCUUACAAGAGGAUGCAAUACAACCGUCGUUUCGUCACCGCAGUGGUCGGAUUCGGCAAAAAGAGGGGACCUAACUCAUCUGAGAAGUAAGAACUAUGCAAUUUAAAAAAGUUAUUGUUUGAAGCUUUUAUGGAUUUAUUCUGUAUUUUUCCCUGUUUUUUUGUAAUGUUUUAUGAUACUUAUUUUUAUCCACUGGUAGUAAGGAUCACGUUGAACUUGAAGUUUUGUUAGCUAAAUAUUAUGUGAUUUUGAUAUUAGUUAAGCUUAA